GGCUAUUCAAAUGCGAGAAAAUAACAAAAAUGGCUGAAGAACAGGAGGUGAUUCAAAUAGAAAUACUGUGCAAGCAGCUGUAUGAGUCCCAGGACCCGAUCCUCCGGGACCAGGCGGAGAAGGCUGUUGUUUCCUUCCAGGAGUCCCCAGACACCCUGAGCAAAUGCCAGGCGCUGCUGGAGCGAGCCGACUCCUGCUACUCCCAGCUGCUGGCCGCCACCACGCUCACCAAGCUCAUCAACAGGGAGAAGAACUACCAGUCUUCGACCAGUUUGUCGGUGCAGCAGCUGUUGGACAUACGGAACUAUGUUCUCAACUACCUGGCCACACGGCCCAAACUCGCAAACUUCGUUGUACAGUCGCUGGUAUCCCUGUUCGCGCGAAUCACGAAGCUGAGCUGGUUCGACACCGUUAAGGAGCAACUGGUGUUCCAAAAUGUUAUGGGAGACAUCACCAGCUUCUUGCAGGGCCCAGCUGAGAUGUGCACAAUCGGCGUACAGUUGCUGUCACAAUUAGUGGUGGAAAUGAACCAGAUGACUGAGCGGGAGGACGCCAAUCGCGGUCUUUGCAAGCACAGGAAGAUAUCCUCAUCGUUCAGAGACACACAGCUCUUCGAGAUGUUCCGUCUCGCUUGCUCGCUCCUCUCCGCCGCUCGAGCGAAGGCAUUGGACCUCAACGACGAGCGACAAAUCACGCUCAUAGCGGCGCUACUACGGCUCGCUCACAACUGUCUCACGUUCGACUUCAUAGGAACUAACAGCGAUGAAGCUUCGGAUGACCUCUGCACUGUUCAGAUACCCACAUCCUGGCGACCCACAUUCCUGGAAUCGGGCACUUUGGACCUGUUCUUCGAGUUAUACCACGCGCUGGGCGGCGGGCCGGCGUCGCUGGCGCUCGCGCUGCUAGUGCAGCUGGCUUCGGUCCGGCGGUCGCUGUUCAGCAACAACGAGCGGGCCAAGUUCCUCAACCGGCUGGCGGCCGGCGUGCUGCGGAUACUGGAGAACACGCAGGGCCUAUCAGACCCCACGAACUACCACGAGUUCUGCCGGCUGCUAGCGCGAUUGAAGACCAACUACCAACUUGGUGAGCUCGUCAUGGUGGACAACUACCCGCGGCUUAUCGAGCUGAUCGCCAAGUUCACUGUGCAGAGUUUACAGAUGUGGCAAUUCGCACCAAAUUCAGUACACUACUUGCUAUCCCUAUGGCAACGGAUGGUGGCUUCAGUACCGUAUGUGAAAGCUACAGAGCCACAUCUACUUGAAACUUACGCGCCGGGCGUCACGGCUGCAUACAUCGAGUCGCGGCUCAACUCCGUGCCUUGUGUUGUGAGGGACGGCCUGGAAGACCCGCUAGACGAGGCGGGCACAGUGCAGCAACAAUUGGAGCAGCUGUCGGUGGUGGCUCGCUGCGAGUACGCCAAGAGCUGCCGUCUGCUCGUCGCGCACUUCGACCGCGCGGCCGCCGCCUACAGCGUGCAGCAGAACCCGCAGGAGAUACUCGUCUUGCAGGGUCAAUUAACGUGGCUAGUCUACAUCAUCGGCGCGGCUAUAGGCGGGCGGGCGUCGGUCAACACGUGCGACGAGAACGACGCGAUGGACGGAGAGUUGGUCUGCCGCGUGCUGCAGCUCAUGGACCUGACGGACUCGCGGCUGGCGUCCGGCGGCUGCGAGAAACUAGAACUGGCCAUGAUGUCUUUCUUCGAGCACUUUCGAAAGAUCUACGUGGGGGAACAAGUACAGAAGAACAGUAAAGUGUACCGCUGCCUCAGCGAGGUGUUAGGACUUAACGACGAGAGCCAGCUGCUCAGCGUUAUUAUGAGGAAGAUUAUAACAAACCUAAAGUACUGGGGCGGCAGCGAGCAGAUCAUAGCGAAGACCCUGGGCCUGCUGAGCGACCUGAGCGGCGGCUACUCCUGCGUCAGGAAGCUGGUGAAGCUGGACGAGACGCAGCUCAUGCUGACUCAUCACACGGCGGAGCACUUCCCAUUCCUCGGCAUCGCGGGCGUGGGCACCGCCGAGAUGCGAUGCCGGACCAUGCUGUACACAGCGCUCGGCCGCCUGCUCAUGGUGGAGCUGGGAGAAGACGAGGACACCUUCCACACCUUCAUGAUGCCCAUCACCGCGGCGAUGGAGAGUAUAAUAGGCUUGCUCGGUCCUCCAGAGAGUCCGUUAUUCGCGUCUGAGGACGCCAAGAAGACCCUCAUAGGACUAGCAAGAGACUUGCGCGGACUGGCGUUCGCGUUUAACACAAAGACCACUUACAUGAUGUUGUUUGAUUGGAUAUACCCAUUGUACAUAAAAGUGCUCAUCCGGGGAAUCGAAGUGUGGUUCGCUGAGCCGGCGCUCACCACGCCUGUACUCAAGCUAACCGCCGAGCUCGCUCAGAACAGAAAUCAGCGCUUACAACUGGACGUUAGCUCGCCGAACGGAAUAUUGCUAUUCCGAGAGCUAUCCAACAUUAUUUGUGCAUACGGCAGCAGAAUACUGACGGUGGACGUGAGCAAAAAGCAAAUGUACGCGAUGAAGCUGAAGGGCAUAUCGUUGUGCUUCUCGAUACUGAAGGCAGCGCUCUGUGGGAACUACGCUAAUUUUGGGGUGUUCAGGUUAUAUGGUGACGAGGCCUUAGACAACGCACUAAAUAUGUUUGUGAAGUUAUUACUUAGUAUACCACAAAGUGAUUUACAUGACUAUCCAAAACUAUCCCAAACAUACUACGUGCUACUAGAGCGGCUAGCGCAGGACCUUAUGCCGUUCCUCGCCUCGCUGCAACCGGAGGCGACGCUAUACAUACUGGCCUCCAUCUCCGAGGGACUCACGGCUCUAGAUACGAGUGUAUGCACAGGCUGCUGCGCGACCCUCGACCAUAUAGUCACAUAUCUAUUUAAGCAAUUAGUACAGAAAUCUAGCAACAAACCGCCGAAUCCGCGCCAGCCGCCGCCCGAAGCGAGCAACAUGCUGCAAGUGCUACAGCGGCGGCCCGAGAUCAUGCAGCAGCUACUAGCCACGGUGCUAAACGUGAUAAUGUUCGAAGACUGCUGCAACCAGUGGUCGAUGUCUCGUCCGCUGCUCGGGCUCAUACUCCUCAACGAGGAGCACUUCGCGCGCCUCCGCGGGGACAUGCUCGCGCAGCAGCCGCGCGACAAGCAGCCGCAGCUGGCGCACUGCUUCAGCGCGCUCAUGGCCGGCGUUGAACCUAACCUGCUUACUAAGAACAGAGACAGAUUCACACAGAACCUGUCUAUCUUCAGACGGGACAUCAACGACCUGCUCAAAGGCACCUUAGUCAACACAUCCAACGUCAACGACAUGAUGACGUCCUAAUGUGAGCUUCGUCGCAAAUUGAGGUGGACACACACUUGUGUACGUACGCGAACGUUGCACGCGUCUUACGAACACAUUCCCGCUUAUUACAAAAAGUUACAUUUAGUAUGGAAAUGUCAUUUUAAACCAGUGUUCAUCCCGGGUUUAACUUUUUAUAAUAAGGCCCAGUAUGAUUAUCUUUGGAUACGUUCGCGAGCGAUUCACGCGCGGGUUAUAACAUUCAAAUGAAUGUUUCGCGUGCCAUCUUAACAUUUUCGCAGAUAGUGAACA
Ostrinia furnacalis (Asian corn borer) is the source of this 3590-nucleotide messenger RNA. RefSeq names its product Ran-binding protein 16 (gene Ranbp16). The transcript is spliced from 28 exons. Gene Ontology annotation, cellular component: cytoplasm; nuclear pore. Bases 30 to 3320 code for a protein of 1096 amino acids. NCBI's taxonomy places the organism in Eukaryota, Metazoa, Arthropoda, Insecta, Lepidoptera, Crambidae. Gene Ontology annotation, molecular function: small GTPase binding; nuclear export signal receptor activity. The record is from RefSeq and is a predicted model, not a curated record. Gene Ontology annotation, biological process: protein export from nucleus.